CGGUCUAAAAGGCGUGGUCUGGACAGAUCUAAUUCAGAUGAUCAUUAUGUUCGAAGGGAUGCUACUGCUCCUGAUCUUUGGCUUGAUUGCAGUCGACGGUCCCGUUACAAUGUGGAAUACUGCCCUGAAUGAUGGAAAAAUAGAUCAACUUAGAGCAAUCUUACUGAAUAUUCCAAUUGUGGUCCUAUUUGCUGUUCUACAUGUCGCUAUCGGUCUUGUCUCCUACGUCUAUUUUCGCGGAUGUGACCCCCGACGGAGUGACGAAAUUCCGCGCUAUGAUAUGCUCUUACCAUUCCUCGUGCUGAAGCUUUUCGAAAACAUCCCCGUCCUGCGGGGUCUCUUUCUGUCUGUCAUUUUCGCUGCUGCACUUAGGUUAGUCUUGCCUACUCUUGACAUGUUCCCAGGCUUACAGCACGACCUUGGAAUAGAUGAAUCUGCGUCAAUAAAUACAGAAUUUGCUUGA
Dibothriocephalus latus is the source of this 463-nucleotide messenger RNA. Lineage: Eukaryota; Metazoa; Platyhelminthes; Cestoda; Diphyllobothriidea; Diphyllobothriidae. The record is from the annotation of a GenBank genome assembly.